GCUACAGGGUCACAAUAUAAAGAGAUAGCAGAGGAUCAGUGCAACAGUGCUUUAGGUCUGUUUGGCCUCAACCAAUCUGUCUGGGAAAUACUUUGAUUAUAGUGUGCCAUGGCUGUUGGGUGCAUUUUCAGAGUGUCUUGGUUUUGUUUGUUGCUGUUUGGUGGCAGUCUUCCUUUUCCAUCAAUGAAGGGUUACAGCUAUACCUCUGACAAUCCUGAAAUUGGGGUUGAUAAAGAUGACGAGCUACACACUUCUCAUACUGUAAGGUUUGAUGCAUAUAGCCAAGAAAAAGGCUAUUCAGACCGAAGCAAAAAAGUCCCACUAGCUACAGCUCCAAAGCAGGCACCGUUGAACCCCGAGGAAGGGCCGGGGAUCCAGGGAGGCGGAGCUGUGGAGUUUGGCCAGAAAAAUGCUGAGAUUGAAGACCAGAAACUUGUCAAGCCAGUGACAUUCCCUCUAAACCCUCCCAACCAGCAUGAUUACUCGUUUGAGGAGCAGUGGGGCAGCACGAAGCCUCAGUUCCCACCCUCUGACACUAAUGGGGGUUACUCUAGCUCUGCACUGUACCUCGAUGUCCAGGCUGGUUCACAAAGCUAUUCCCCUAACCUUGUCUAUGAGGACUUUUCUCAAUACCCAGCUGUUGAAGCUGCACUGCUUCCUUCAACAGAUGAUGACCCCUACACCUAUGACUCUGUGAAAGCGGAACAGUCAAGCAGUUGGUCCUCUGAUCGUUACAUUACCAGAGAAGAGCCGGCGUUCUCCAGUAAUGCAGGUAACUGGGCCCAGGCCGCGCAGACCAUUAGCGCACAGAUCCUGGAGGCUGAAGCAGUACCUAGUACGGACACUAAAGGGGGUGACUCUAGCUCUUCACUGCACCUUGACCUCCCAGCUGAUGUACAAGAGGGUUCACAAAGCUAUUCCCCUAACCUAGUCUAUGAGGAUGUUUUUCAAUACCCUGCUGCUGAAACUGCACAGCUUCCUUCAGAAGAGAGUGACCUCUCCGACUACAACUCUGUGAAUGUGGUCCAGCCAAGCACUUGGUCUUCUGCUCCCUACAUGACUAGAGAAGAGGAGCCGGUUUACGUCAGUAAUUCAGGUGACUGGGCCCAGGCAGUGCCGACCAUUAGCGAACAGACUCUGGAGGCUGAAGCAGUACCUAGUACUGACACUAAAGGGGGUGACUCUAGCUCUUCACUGAACCUCAACUUCCAAGCUGGUGCACAAGAAGGUUCACAAAGCUAUUCCCCUAACCUUGUCGAUGAGGCUGUUUAUCAAUACCCAGCUGCUGAAGCUGAACAGCUUCAUUCAGAGGGGGUUGACGCCUCCAAGUAUGACUCCAUGAACGCAGUCCAGCCAAGCACUUGGUCCUCGGCUGCCUACAUGACCAGAGAAGAGGAGCCGGUAUUCUCCAGUCAUACAGGUCACUGGGCCCAUGCUGCUCCUGUUGAAACCCCUGCCUACCCAAGCUAUGUGGCUGAUUUAGGCUUGGACUCUACUUCAAGUAAAGCCGCUGCACAACCAGUCCUCUUCGAGCCACCGAAGAAGGCUCCUCAGCUUCCCAGCUCCAAGUGGCUUCAGAGGCCAAAGAAGGUGAGGGACCAGACUGCAUCUACCUACGUUGUCCAAUCCAAGGGCUCACACCGCCGAAGCCGCCAGAUGUUAUCCAAGAAGAAGUACUUCAGCGGUUUCCCUCCACCGCCCCCAUCCGUGCUUAUGGCUCUGAGACCGUAAGGGGUCAAUGGUGACCACUUGGCCUUCAAUCAAUUGUGUAUUUUUCCCACUUGCUUCCGGAUUUCUACACUGACUAUACCUUCAGUAAUGCUUAACACUUUCAGCAUAAAAGCUUGUACCCUGUAAAGAAUAAACAAAAUGUAACUAUUUAAA
Messenger RNA from Gadus chalcogrammus (walleye pollock), 1884 nucleotides. RefSeq lists its product as uncharacterized. The coding region runs from base 109 to 1731 and encodes 540 amino acids. The transcript is spliced from 3 exons. The record is from RefSeq and is a predicted model, not a curated record. NCBI's taxonomy places the organism in Eukaryota, Metazoa, Chordata, Actinopteri, Gadiformes, Gadidae.